CCUUAGGAUCAACUGUAACUGUCAACGCCGAUCAAUUAGCGGAAUAAUGUCCAAUAAAGGAGCAACUAAAAAAAUUGGACCUAAAGAUGAAGUCAAGACACGUGUUCGGUCAAAACCGAAAAUGUCAUCCAGUAAUGAAAGCAAUACAGAUACAUCGAAAAAAACAGAUCCUAAUUUUCCAAGGAAAUCUCAAACUGUUGAGCAUAGAGGAGAUGGAGAUAGAGGGUCCAAAUCGUUGCAGAAUUCCUUGACAAGGACACAAUCGAUUAGAAAUACUAUCAAGCCAUCCAUCGGAUCUUCUCAAGUUAAGACUGUCAAAUAUAUAUCCUCAACAUCGAAAUCUAGUCCACUUAAUGCUUCGUCUAGUCAUUCAUUAAUGAAGAAAAGUACAACCUCUAAGAUAAGAUCCGAAAAUGUUACAAAAUCAAGCGACGACAAUACGGUCAAAAAGAGGAAAUCCAGAGAACAAGUGGGAUAUUCAGAGAAGAGAGGUCAGAGUACAAUAUAUAUGCCAAAAUCAACUACAGACAAGCCCAAUAUUAAAUCUAACGAAAAGAUUACGAUUCGAGCGUCAAGGGAUAAAGAAAAAUCGCAAGAUCUCUCUGCACCCAACCGAACUAAACCACGAAUGUCGUCCAGAGAACGCAGGAAAUCCAGGACGCUAAGUCCAAGCGAGAUAAGAAUGCUACACAGUGCCGUAAGGAGACCGGAUGUCGUGGAAGAAGAGCAGAAGAAAGAUGUUUUAACAGACAGUCAUUCUGGUACACAAGCAGACUCGAAUGAGGCGGACUACGAUUAUGAAGAUGAUUUUGAGGAUUAUGAAUCGGACUUUCAAGAAUGCACUGACAGCGGUACUCCCUCGAUUAGCGAAAAAUCAGAUAGCAGUGGAAGCAGUUCCCAUUUAGAACCGAUCGAAUUGCGCCUCCGAGAGAAGAAAAAUAUGGAACACACAAAGGUCGAAGAGGAACAUAUGCUUGAUUCGGGACAUUAUGAUCUAGCAGAAGCGAAAAAACGGGCAGCACGGGUAGAAUCUAUGCUUUUAACGCAAUCCAAUACACCGCCUUUACCUGAAUUAAGAGAGCCAGUUGGUAAAACAUUUAGCAGUGACGAUAGACCGGCGGAAAAUAAAUCUUUGCCAUCGUCCACUGAUGAAGGCUUCGAGGAUAGCCGUUCUGGGGAUUUUACUAGAUCUCCGCCGCUGUCGCAAGUACCAUUUAUCGAUUUUCGUAAAUCAAAAGAAAAUCGCCGUGAAGAAAACUCGCAAAAAAUACGAAGUAGAGGCGAAGAAUUGUUGGAAAUGAUAAAGCUGGACUUUAUGGAAUGGUCAUUAUUAGAAUGCAAUCCUAUACCCUAUGAUGAAUUUAUAAGGAACUACGGGAAAUUAAAUAUGCAACAAGUGUUUACCCAAACUGGCGACGACAAUAUAGACAUUGAGAUACAAACGGACGAAAUGCCUUGUAAGAACAAGUGGACGCAGUUUCCUAUAACUUGUAGAAAAGAAUUGCGUGAUAAACGAGAUAUAAAUUUAUUUGAAAUGGAGCAAAUAGGCGUUGGAAAUGAUUUGGACGAAAUGGACGAUAUAAUUUUUUUGUCACGACCAUCGUAUGAUGUAUUACGGUUAAAUGAUUUUCUUAAUCGUGCGGGUGCGGUUGUAUUAUCGUUAUUGGAAGAGAGGGAACAUGGUGGCACCGUUUUUCAAAAUGAUGUAAGCGACUUAGCAUUCAGUGAUGGUUUCGUGAAGCUCUCUGUAGAUACAGUAACAUUCUUAGCUACCAGAUCAGUUAAGCUUAUACAUUAUUCGAAUGUUUUAAAUAAAGUUCUGCUUACCAUUCACGCUCCUGUGGAAGAGGAGUUAGAAACUAUAAGUAAACAGGAUUACAUCACAGAUUGUUGCAUUGGAUGCGUUUGGAAUAUUUCCGAACCUUCGAUGCCGAAGAAAUUAUUCUAUUCGCAAUGCUCUAUUACGGCUUGUUGCUUUCACUUAACGAAUUGCAACACGGUGUUUGCCGGACUCGAGGAUGGGUCGUUGAGUCUCUGGGAUCUUAAGGAGGAUGAGAUGUGGCAUCAGAAGAUUACAGAUAAAGCUAACGAGUUAGAUUGGGUGAUCAGAACGCCUACUUAUACGACAACGGCAGAGUUAGAGGCACAUACAUCGCAAGUUGUUGCGAUACGCGUACUAUCUAAGAUCGAAACUACCUGUGCUAAAGAAAGGAGCAACAAGUUUGUUCCUAUUCAGAUAUGUAGUUUAGAUGAAGAUGGUUGCCUCAUAAUAUGGAGUAUCGUGCACAACAUGGGUAUAAAUAUAGAUGAUUUAGGGCUCUCUCACUGGGGUAACAUAAGACUUAUAAAGAAUCAGAAAACGUUUUUGACGAAAAAAGACUCAGAAAUAAUGAACAUGUUUGUUGAUAUGCAUGUAGACAGUGCAAACACAAAUAACAUUUAUAUCACGACUAACAGUACUGAUGUCUUGCAUGCUACUUGUAUUGGUAAUAGAACUAAUCCAUUAACAUACAAACCAGUUGAGAUAAGUAAAUGCGGUACUUCAACUUGCAUUGACGUUUGUCCUUUUGGUCAAUCCUUUUUCUGGGUAAGACUUCUUUCGUUGUUUAUUUUAAAAGCUUUAUUCUUAUCUCAAUUUGAUUUCCAUCAGGUUGGCUGUAACGACGGAACAAUUCGACUUCAUUAUUUAAAUAUAGAGAGACCGAUCGUACAAUUGAAAAAUGGACAGCAUUCUGACGAGAUUAAAGCAUUGCAAUGGUCGAAAACGAAACCGUUGACUGUAUAUACUCUGGAUAAUAAUUCUCGAAUUCAUGUAUGGGAUUUGAGUAAGAGUGAUAUCUGCCCUAUACAUAUAUUACCUAUGGGAAAGUGGGGAAAGAUAAGCAGCAUGCAGCUGUCUCCUUGCAUAAUAGAUCAAGAUAUGACGAAUCAAUAUCUGGCUAUUGGCAUGGAAUCUGGUAACAUAGAAGUACAUAAACUGAAAAAAGAUUUCUAUUACUCAAAGAAAGAGGAAUUUUUACAAGAACUGGACAUAUUUUCGCGAUACGUUUCAAUAUCAUAAACGAAAAUA
Mycetomoellerius zeteki is the source of this 3070-nucleotide messenger RNA. RefSeq names its product WD repeat-containing protein 60. NCBI's taxonomy places the organism in Eukaryota, Metazoa, Arthropoda, Insecta, Hymenoptera, Formicidae. Gene Ontology annotation, cellular component: cytoplasmic dynein complex. The coding region runs from base 47 to 3061 and encodes 1004 amino acids. The record is from RefSeq and is a predicted model, not a curated record. Gene Ontology annotation, molecular function: dynein heavy chain binding; dynein light chain binding. Gene Ontology annotation, biological process: intraciliary transport. The transcript is spliced from 15 exons.